This is a messenger RNA of Suricata suricatta (meerkat), 1555 nucleotides long. It is a transcript of the gene CCDC24, whose product is annotated as coiled-coil domain containing 24. The transcript has 9 exons. The record is from RefSeq and is a predicted model, not a curated record. Lineage: Eukaryota; Metazoa; Chordata; Mammalia; Carnivora; Herpestidae. The coding region runs from base 282 to 1205 and encodes 307 amino acids.
CCUCCCCACCUGGAAUGACUGGGGGCGGGGCCUGGAUAGCGGCGCGGUUUCCCGGGUGACGACCGCGCGGAAGAGGCGGGGCUAGGGCCCUGGUCCCCAGUGCCCGGCUCCUGGGGGCCGUGACCGGGAAUCUCGGCCCCCGAGAGUCGGCCAGAAGCGAAGCAGAAAGGACAGCGCCAGAGACCGGUGCUACAAACCCAGUAAUUCCAGUCGUUGACUGGCGGCAGAACUAGGGUCUGAGCCUGGGGCCGCUUGUCGCCGAGAGGCGGCGCAGGCAGGCCAUGCCUUGGGACUUCCCGUCGCUGUGGGAGCUGGUAGAGGAGCACGUUCCGCUCCCGGAGCGGCCCGAAGUGAAGAGGAUUCUGGGGGAGACGACGGUGGACCUAAGCCUGGAACUGCGGGCAGAGGUGGUGAUGCUACAGUCACUGCUACGAGAGGCUCGAUCCUCCCAAGCCUCUGGCCCCCGCCCCACCUCUGACCCCUCCUCCCUUCUGGCACCACCGCCCCUCCUAAGAGACCUCCUGCGCCAGGAACUGAGGCAGCUGCUCCGAGGUCUUCGCCAGAAAGCCAUCUGCGAGGGCAGAGACCAGACCCAGGCUUGGAUCCAGUACAGCCCCAGGGUCCUGCGCUUUGCCCUGGAGGAGCCUGGGUGUAAUUUGCCAGAACAGGAGAUAUUCCAGAUGAGAGCUGGUGAAUCCAGCAGCAGUCAGAGGGACCUCAGCGUCAUCAAGGACCAGCUGAACGUGCCUAGCAUCGACCAGGUCGCUGGACACCUGCGGAGGCUCCUGGAGGAGGAGUGUCACAGGUUGGAGAGGAUGAUCACCAUCCUACAGCGCUGCCUGGAAGAGGAGUAUACAGGGGCAUCCCAGCCCUCCGAGGCGACUCUGGCAGAGCUACGGGAACAGAAGGCAGCCAUGCAACGGGAGCUGCAGGUGGCUCCAGGGCCCUACUAUGUCUCUUCCACCCGCAGGCAGCAGCCCACGCAGUCCUCCAAGGGUCUCAGACCCUUGCCAUGCCUCCGUGGGGCUUCUGGAGUUUGGGCUGGGCCUCUCCGGUGCUGCCUGCCUGCCCCUCCUCUGGAGCGCUGUCCCCAACCCCGAGGCCUGACUACCGCCUGCCGAUGGGGAAGGAAGCUGCAGUGCAACCCUGGGAAAAGGCCAGCUUCACCUCCAAUGCCCAGUCCAGCACCCCAGGCCCCAACCUGAAUGACUGGUCACAAAGUAGGCUUCAGCUCCUGGUGGAACUCGCCCCAUCCACCUCUCAGCUGCUGUGGCCCAGCCUGCUUCAGAUCUAGUCUUGGUUGGAUGGGCCCUUGCUGGGACGCCAAGGCUGUCUGUUGUCUGGCUCUUGCCCCCGCCCUCCCCCCCAAGUCCCUAGUGUCUGGUUCUGACAAUCAUAGCCUUUGGCCUUUCUUCUCCUCAGCCCUCCACAAACUCUUGGCAGGCAGAGGUCUCAUCCCAGCCCCAAAUCUUGUCCCCCUGGGGGCCUCACACAAAGCACAGCAGCAGCUCAGAGACAGGAAUAGAAAUUUCAUUAAAAUCUAUGGACUUUAAAA